GUAUUGUACUGAGAGAUGGGAACCGGAACCUGACUAUCCGCAGGGUGAGGAAGGAGGACGGGGGCCUCUACACCUGCCAGGCCUGCAAUGUUCUUGGCUGUGCAAGAGCAGAGACAGUCUUCAUAAUAGAAGGUGCCCAGGAAAAGACCAACUUGGAAGUCAUUAUUCUCGUGGGCACUGCAGUGAUUGCCAUGUUCUUCUGGCUCCUUCUUGUCAUUGUCCUGCGGACCGUUAAGCGGGCCAAUGAAGGGGAACUGAAGACAGGCUACUUGUCCAUUGUCAUGGAUCCAGACGAACUGCCCUUGGAUGAGCGCUGUGAGCGCUUGCCUUAUGAUGCCAGCAAGUGGGAAUUCCCCAGGGACCGGCUGAAACUAGGAAAGCCUCUUGGCAGAGGUGCCUUUGGCCAAGUGAUUGAGGCAGAUGCCUUUGGAAUUGACAAGACAGCAACCUGCAAAACAGUGGCCGUCAAGAUGUUGAAAGGUAAAAAGGAAAAUGACAUCGUCAUGUUUCUCUCUGUGUUUUGUCCCUCAUUAAACAUAAGGCUUGCAUCAGUGGCUGUCCGCAUAG
Grammomys surdaster is the source of this 567-nucleotide messenger RNA. Its product is annotated as vascular endothelial growth factor receptor 2-like. Gene Ontology annotation, molecular function: ATP binding; transmembrane receptor protein tyrosine kinase activity. Gene Ontology annotation, biological process: positive regulation of kinase activity; cell surface receptor protein tyrosine kinase signaling pathway; protein phosphorylation. The transcript has 4 exons. The record is from RefSeq and is a predicted model, not a curated record. The annotation marks the transcript as partial. Lineage: Eukaryota; Metazoa; Chordata; Mammalia; Rodentia; Muridae. Gene Ontology annotation, cellular component: signaling receptor complex.